UCAUUGUUUCUAGAAACAUUUUGUUAUGGAUAUGUCGGUGUUAUAGUUAUACGACGUGGCCACAGAUCCAAUUCAGUAGCAAGACAUGUGUCGCAAAUCUUGUCCUUAUGGAUCACAUGAUAACCAUCCCAAAUACGCGUGUCAGGCUCCCAACGGAACAUUCGAAACCUAAUCUUGUUAGUUUCGGCUAUUCGAUAACUCAGCCAUGUUCACACAUCCUCGUACUAUCUUCACACAUCAACAUUUCCGAAAACCUCAGAAAAAUCAAUGGCAGAGUUUCAUCUUCCUUCCGAGAUCGACAACGAAGCAGAAGAUUUUGAAGACAACACUAAUUUCAUCGAUGAGGAGUACCUCAACUACCUUCAUUACAUGGCUUCACGGAGCAACCAUGGACAUGAGACGUUUGGGUCUUACGAUGAAAUCUUUGGUCGAGUGUUGGGAAAUUCGUCUUCUACACGGCGGCAGGAAACGGCGGAGGAACUUCCGGUGGUGGAGUUGACGGCUGAGGAACUGAUCGAUAGAGGUUUGGUGGUUUGCGCCAUCUGUAGAGAGGAGCUUACUGCUAAUGAGAGACUCUCUGAGCUUCCGUGUAGCCAUUGUUAUCACAAAGACUGUAUCUCGAACUGGUUGAGUAAUCGGAACACUUGUCCUCUUUGCCGUCACAAUGUUAGAAACUAGUUAGGUUGGGUUUUCUUGAAUCUAUUUUUGGUUGAAGUUGAUCAAAUCUUUAUUGUACCUUGAAUAUGUCACAAGAAAAAUCGAGUGAACUAGCUUUCCUCUCUAUCCAAAA
This is a messenger RNA of Brassica napus (rape), 790 nucleotides long. RefSeq names its product E3 ubiquitin-protein ligase AIP2. The transcript has a single exon. Bases 268 to 678 code for a protein of 136 amino acids. Gene Ontology annotation, biological process: protein ubiquitination. Gene Ontology annotation, molecular function: zinc ion binding; ubiquitin protein ligase activity. Lineage: Eukaryota; Viridiplantae; Streptophyta; Magnoliopsida; Brassicales; Brassicaceae. Gene Ontology annotation, cellular component: cytoplasm. The record is from RefSeq and is a predicted model, not a curated record.